GACAAUGAAAACGCCUUCUAAAAAUGGGAAGUGGAAAAGAAGUGGUGGAGGAGCUAGCUAUUAAUGAUCAUGAUAAAACCACCACACGAGAAAAAAAGAAAACUGCACUUUGAAGAAAGAGAAAAAAGAGCUCAAUAUCAAUGGAGAAGAAUAGCAACAGAGAGUGUAAAGUUUGUGUUACGGGAGGUUCCGGAUACAUAGGUUCUUGGCUUGUUAAGAAGCUAUUGGGAAAAGGCCACACUGUCCAUGCAACACUAAGAAACUUAGAGGACACAACAAAGGUAGGCCUUUUAAAGUCCCUCCCAAACGCAGACACCAGAUUGGUGUUAUUCCAAGCUGAUUUAUACAAAUCCGAUGAGUUUGAAAAUGCAAUUAAAGGAUGCCAAUUUGUUUUCCAUGUGGCUACCCCUAUGCUACACACUAUCCACACCUCUCAGUACAAGGGUAGUGUUGAAGCUGCUGUUUCAGGGGUGAGAAGCAUAGCUGAUUAUUGCAUCAAAUCGCAGACGGUGAAGCGACUCAUCUACACCGCAUCUGUGACAGCGUCAUCGCCAUUCAAAGAAGAUGGGAGUGGCUAUGGAUCUUCAAUGAACGAGUCUUGUUGGACUCCUCUUAACCUUUCAUAUACUAGCGUAAAUGAGUUUAUGAUGGGUUAUACAAAAUCAAAGGUAUUAGCAGAGAAAGAGGUAUUGAGGUAUAAUGAGAUUGAAAAUGGUAGAUUAGAAGUUGUAUCCCUGACUUGUGGUUUAGUAGCAGGAGAUACACUUCUUUCGUACCUGCCAUUAAGCUUAGACGUGACCAUAUCACAGCUUACCGGCAAUCACUCUAUUUACCAAGGACUAUGUUGUAUGCAAGAACUUUCAGGUUCAGUUCCUCUGAUACACAUUGAUGAUGUUUGUGAAGCACAUAUAUUCUGCAUGGAGAGACCAUCACUUAAAGGCAGAUUCAUAUGCGCCGCAACCGAUCCGACCAUCCGAGAAAUGGCAAAUUACUACGAAGAAACCUAUCCCGAAUUCAAGAUAUCACAAGAGUUCAUGGGUGGAGCAGAAAGAGGAAGCAGAUGUGAUCCUACAAAGCUUAUGAAAGAGGGGUUUGAAAACAAAUAUGAUAUGAAGAAGAUAUUAGAUGACAGUGUGGAAUGUGGAAGGCGACUUGGUGUUUUAGAGCCCCCAGCCUCCACUGAAAAUCAAUUGGUCACCUCUGCUUGAAGCUUUAGUGUGUUGAAAAUAAACUUGAUUUUAGAAUUUUAGUUGUAAUUUGUAUUUUCAAGUAUUUGGUAUACAUGAUGCAUGUGUGCAUUUCAUGUUAGUGGGGUAGUAAAUAGUCUUGAUGAAGAAGGUUAUGUAAGACUAAGAGGUAUGGGAAUUAAGUUUCUUAAAUACUAUGUUAGGGCAAGUUAUGCUACUAAUGGUUAUGUUAGUAGGAAUAAUGAGUGUAAGUAGGCCUUUAAAUGUAAUGGUUAUGCAUACAUAUGUGAUGCCUAUAUAAUCAUGUAUUUUAGUUAUUUUAGAAUAUGAAUUAGAAGUGGAAUAAAAUAAUUAUUCAAGUAUUCCUCCA
This is a messenger RNA of Cornus florida, 1557 nucleotides long. RefSeq names its product NADPH HC-toxin reductase 1-like. The record is from RefSeq and is a predicted model, not a curated record. Lineage: Eukaryota; Viridiplantae; Streptophyta; Magnoliopsida; Cornales; Cornaceae. Gene Ontology annotation, molecular function: oxidoreductase activity, acting on the CH-OH group of donors, NAD or NADP as acceptor. The transcript has 5 exons. Bases 141 to 1208 code for a protein of 355 amino acids.